This is a messenger RNA of Dendrobium catenatum, 847 nucleotides long. RefSeq lists its product as uncharacterized. The transcript is spliced from 5 exons. The record is from RefSeq and is a predicted model, not a curated record. NCBI's taxonomy places the organism in Eukaryota, Viridiplantae, Streptophyta, Magnoliopsida, Asparagales, Orchidaceae. Gene Ontology annotation, biological process: protein transport. Bases 1 to 834 code for a protein of 277 amino acids.
AUGGUAAGGAGGCUAAUCGAAGCUAUUUACGGGAGAAGGACGACGAGGCAAAUCUGGAAGCUGAAGAGUCUCCUCAAUCUGACAGUCUGCCGCCUCUCAGUUCUCCGCAACCAGCGCAAUGGCCGCUGCUGCAUUGCCCGGUCCGACAUAAUGCAGCUCCUCCUCCAUGGCCAACAAGACCGAGCUCUCAUUCGCGCGGAGCUUUUGAUGAAGGAGCAGAACAUGGCCGAUGUCUUCGCUUUGGUGGAGAGUUACUGCCAAUUCCUCAACGACCGCGCCUUCAUACUACAGCAGCAGAUGUACUGCAGGGAGUGCCCGGAGGAGCUAAAGGAGGCGGCGGCAGGCCUAUCCUUCGCCGCUUCACGGUGCGGUGAGCUGCCGGAGCUACAAGAGAUUCGUAAAAUCAUCUCGUCGAGGUUCGGCAAGGAGUUCACCGCCGCCGCCGUGGAGCUGCGUAACAACUGUGGAGUCGAUGCUAAGAUGGUGCAGAAGUUCUCCGCAAGGAAGCCGAGCAUGGAAAGCAGGGUUGAUGUGAUGAAAGAGAUUGCAAGGGAGAAAGGAGUCGAGCUGGAACUCAUUGCCAAUCCCUUUUCAGAGGUGGGUGAUCAGUUUGCUAGCCUGUGGACCGAAAACCAGGCAGAAGAGAUGGCAACACCGCAGCUUGAUUCUGCCUUCCAUGGGAAUUAUAGGGGGAAGAUGAGGGUUGAAGAGGAGUACAAAGAUGUAGUGAGUGCUGCACAGGCUGCAUUCGAGUCUGCCUCGUAUGCAGCAGUAGCAGCCAAGGCUGCGAUGGAGCUCUUCCAGUUGGAAGCCGAGGGGAGGCUCCUGCAAUGAGAAUUUUUGUAGA